AUGGAGAGGAAGGUGAGUGCACAGAUUCUGAUCCAAACUUUAAAUAUAACAUUUAAAAUUUGCAUGUUUUUCUUUUUCAGGUAGAUUCUGGUUUUCAUGCAGGACACUGUCAUUUACAAAUCCUGCAGAGACGGAUUAUAUUUAGUCAGUUUCACAAGUCUGAUCAGUGCUCUGAAAAGCAGCUGCAGGAGGGAACAAUCCUGGAAAUCCUCGUGAUCUUACAGUUUAAUUUAGCGCCUCGAAAACCUUCUGACCAACCGCUGAGUUUGCAAAGUCAUGGUCAACAGACUGCAUGCAGACCGAGAACGCAAAAGUCAACACAACUUUUUUAAACUUUUUACAGAGCCAGUUUUAUUUUCCAGAGAAAUUUGCCGACAAUUAUGUAAACAACAUUUUAAAAAAUCCUCUAAAUGAAGUAAAAAUUAAGGAGCAAAAUCGUCUUUAUAAAACAACUCGUGGAUUUUAUUGAGUUUUGCCGCCAAAGGAGAAAAAAGGGGACCUAGAAGACUGCCCUGUGGAACACCAGCGAUGUUCAACUCCUUAUAGGGCGCUCAAACCAAGCGCGAGUAAGAACAUAAACACGAGUUUUACGAUUUACCAGGUAAUCCAUAUUUCUUGGUGUCACCAGGAGGAGUUGAAGUUUGGCGGCGCGGCCGUGUCUCUGCCCGCAGACCUGAGCUUCAUGCAGGGCGGAGGAGGGGCAGAGGGGGAGGCGGCGUUGGCGACUCUGGAGAAACAGCUGAUCUGUCCCAUCUGUCUGGAGCUCUUCAACAAACCGGUGGUGAUCCUGCCCUGCCAGCACAACCUCUGCAGGAAGUGUGCCAACGAGCUCUACCAGGUCUCUGACAACAGACACACACACACAGAAAUACACACAGGGACUUCAAACAAAGCCCUCAGCAUAUGUCCUGGAGAGAGAGAGCGAGAGAGCGAGAGAGAGAGAGAGAGAGAGAGAGAGAGAGAGAGUGGAUUAUCAGGGUCUAAAAUGGGACCAGUGGAUGUUUAACUGGUUUGCUCAUGUAGACAAAGAAAUCAGCCUCUGUGACCCACAUCCACUGCUAUUGUUUAGACUGGAGAGGGGGUCUGAAGGAGUCAGAUCCUGAUCCAAGAGCCUGAUCCUGGACUGAGGUGCCCCCUUACUCACCCCUCCUGUUGUUGAAGUGAUGGAGGAGAAGAAACCCCCGAGACGAUGAGUCUGUUCCUCCAUCUGUCGAGUAUUUACCUUCAGAAGUGGUCUCUGAUAACAAAGUUAAAGAGUUUAACUCUAAUUAACCCAAACAGAGGUUGAUUUUAAGCCCAGUCUAAAGGUCAAAGGUCAACCAGAACCCCAGACCUCGUCUUCACUGUUUCACAACCUCAGCUGCUGCAUACAUGACUGAGAACAUACAACAUGUGUGUGAAUAAGUGAAUCAUGUGUUUUCACGUGUGUUUCUCAUGUGUGCGCCGAGACAGACUGAAACCUAAGAGACUCCUCCCUCACUGUCAGGCUCAUGUUCACGACCUUUGACCCUCGGAGGUCCAUUUUACACACUCAAACAUGUUAUAAUAAUGACAUAAUAAAACCUGAACUCUGUUUCUUUUUUUAGUGAUUUUUGCAUUAAUCCUAAAUUUUUAAUUUCUGCAAAACAUUAAACCUUCUCCUCAGGGAUGCAGUGAUGGUUGUUUUCAAAUGUUUUCUCAAGACUUGAUCUCAACAGUUUACAUCUUUAAAUUCAGGAGCAAAGAGUCCAAAAUCAGAACAACAACAGACAUGCACAGCAAAUUAAAACAAGGGUGAUGCAAAAAAGUCCAAACUGUGACCGAGGGUUAAGGAAACUAAGAUUUCAAGACUAAAGUGGUUAUAAUAAAAAAAGAAAGGACGUAAACAAAGUUGUAAAAUAAAAAUAAAAUGAAUUUAUGAGAAUAAAUUUAAAAAUGUUUGAGAUUGGAGCUUUAAAUUAAUAAGAAACCAAACGUAAAUAAAGAGGAAUAAAUUUUAAAAACCAACUUUAAAGUUUUGAAUGAAAAAAUGUGAAAGAUUUGUGUGAAAAAAAUCUGAAAUAUUCAAGAUUUAGACGUAAAUCCUAAAGUGAAUUCAUUGGAGUAAUCCCCCAAAUAAAACGUAAAUUCACAGUAAUGAACUUUUAAAUCAUGAGAUCUUAAGUUGUAAAAUGGAAAUAAAAAAGUUGUAAAUUUAGGAGAAUCAUAUUUUCAGUAACUUCACUUCAACUUUAUUAUGUCCUGAAACGGGCAAAUCGGGCUGCAGCAGGUACAGACAUUUAAAACACCGCCAUGCAUCAUAAAAUAAAAUAAAAUACAUUUACAUAAAAAAACAGUUUAGGAGGCAAAAGCAUUAAAGACGAUUCAGAAGGUAAAAAAAAAAAUAAUAAUAAUAAUAAUAAAAACAUGAUUGAAUAAGUCAUUUUUGUAAAAAAAAAAAUAAUAAGAUAAAAUAAAAUACAUUUUUAAGUUAAGUGUAAAGUUAUAUUCCAGAUUAAGGAGCAGUUUUAGUCUCUAAACUUUUUUAUCAUCUUUGUGUAACUUUUUAAAAUCCAGCCCUGAGGUCCAGUCUGUGUGUGUUUGUGUUUGUAUGUUUGUGAUCAUUUACUAAUACAAAAGGUCGUAUCGCUCACAAAGUGAUCCAGAGACUUGCUCAAGAUGUUGAUGAACACCUGAUGGCGUGUUUACUCCAGCUGGAACACGGCAGGUGUGACAAAAACACGCAGCAGACACACACACACACACGGUCCAUGUUUCACAACACUCGAGCUCCUGGGGUCGUAUAAUUUCACGGAGGGUUUGAUUUCGCAGCCGAGCUGUAAGUCCACCACCUGACCUGUCAUGUUUGUGAUGUUUGCUGUGUGUGUGUGUUUGUUUGUGCGGAUGUACAGGAGUGUUUGUUUGCUUCUGUAAUAUGAUGGUAAUAACAUCAGACUCUCUCUCUGCUCCUGUGACAAACACACACACACUCUCCAUGACGUCCACACCGUGAGUCUGCUGUUGGACCUCUGAGUGGACAUCAGCUCAUAUUGUUGUUUAUAGAGUCCAGCUGUCUGUACCUGCUGUGACUCAGGAGGGCUGCAGUCAAUAACAAGUCCUCUACAUCAGUAAGGACAGAUCAGGGGUGGUGACCAAUAAUAGAUUUUAUUUUUUAAGGUUUUUAAAGAGAAAAAAAAGGAGUCUGUGUGAAUUAAGAAGCUUUGGCCCUGACCAUGACUCUGACACUGGGGUCUACUGAAGCCUCAGAGAAACAGAGAGUAGGCCGGCCCUCUGUGAGUGGAUCUGAUCCUCGUUCAGGACCAACAGCAGCUGAGGAUCAUUAACGUCCUCUAUUCCUGGACGCUUUAACCCUCUGGAGGACGUCCGUCUGUUCACUCACUCCUGAAAGAGUUCAGCAGAGAGUCUGUCUUAUUUUUUUUACCCUGUUCAGAUUUGGGUCAAUCGUGAGGAAGUGAAGGAGUGUUUGUUUUUAGCACCCUGAACCAAAACUGUCUCCACACACCGAGCGCGAGUAAAAUCAUUCGCGCGAAUUAAUUACAUGUUAAGUCAAUGUAAAGACGCGAUUAGACACUCCUACUACUUUGACGGCGCGAAUGACAAGAAUUAGGCGGGAGGCGGAACUGACAACUGAUCCUGUCAGUUGAAUUGGCAGGGAUUACCGUUGAAAUUAGCAUUGGCGCACAAAUGAAGCGAGUAAAUACUAUUCAUUCAUGCAUCUAGAUUCGUGUCGAUGCGUGAAUCUAGACGCGUCAUUCCAGCAGAUGAUUUUACUCGCAUGGGUUUGAGCCCCCCUAUUAGGAGUUGAACAUCGGUGGUGUUCCACAGGGCAGUCUUCUAGGUCCUCUUUUUCUGAGGAUGCUCCUUUGGCAGCAAAACUCAAUAAAAUCCAUGAGUCUUAUUAUAAAGACAACUCUGCUCCUUAAUUUUUACUUUAUUUGGAGGAUUUUUUCAUUGGCAGGGAUUACCGUUGAAAUUACCAUUGACGCGCGAAUGAAGCGAGUAGAUACUUAUCCUCGUGUUUGGUAUGAGCGCUCCAUCACAGAGGGACUUUCCUGUCUCACUUUAACCCUGAACCAGCUCUGACCCCACGUCUGGCACAUCUCCUGCAUUCUCCAGAACCAAUCUGUUUCUAAUGAGAGAAAUCCCAGCAUGCAGCAGUCCAUCUGUCGGGUGCUGAAGGACGCUCAGAUGUUAAUAUGUCGCCUCCUCUCUGUCUUCCGUCCUCAGCCCUCCCUGUUCCAGCCUCGGACCACCAUGAUGCUCAGCAGCGGGCGUUUCCGCUGCCCGACCUGCAGACACGAGGUGGUGCUGGAUCGCCACGGCGUCUACGGGCUGCCGAGGAACCUGCUGGUGGAGAACAUCAUCGACGUCUACAAACAGGAAGUCAGCAACUUCAACAACAAGGUGGCGAGGUGAGAAGAGGGACGGACGACCACACUGAAGAUGAAAACGACAUGAUGAAAAUAUCCUGACAGGUGUUUUAAUACCUCUCUCUCUCUCUCUCUCUCUCUCUCUCUCUCUCGCUCUCUCUCGCUCCAGCGCCCUCCUCUCUCCUCCCCUUCCUGCUCAGCUGACGUGUUCAGACCACGAGGGGGAGAAGGUCAACAUCUACUGCCUCACCUGUAAGGUUCCCACCUGUUCUCUGUGUAAAGUCUUCGGGGCUCAUCAGUCCUGUCAGGUGGCUCCUCUGACCGACAUCUACCAGCUCCAGAAGGUUAAAAAAAAAAAAAGAAGAAAACUUUUAAAGUCUUUUAAAAAGUGUCUGAUGUUCUGUGACUGAGUUCGGGAUUUUAUUCAUUUUGUUUUCAAGGAUGAGCUGAGUGAGGAGGUCCGCUCUCUGAGGGAGUACAACGACCAGGUCCAGGCGUUGAUCGACAACAUCGAGCAGACGUGCAGAAACGUAGAGGCGAGUUUAAGUAGAUCCAAACCAAGAAAUCUAAAACACGAAAACACAUUUUCUGCAUCUUAUAAGUAAUCAAACAUGAAAUAAAUGUUCAUGUCACUUUAAGUGAAUUAGAUUAUAAACAAAAAAAACUAUCACUCCAUACGGCUGAUAGAUUUACAGGAAAUACAUCUUAAACAUGUCGGCAAAGAUCGCUCUGUGCAAACGGAGGACCGAAGUCGACGCUGACAAAAGUUACCUACAGGAACUUUAAAGUUUAGCUGCUCUGCUUCCUGCGAUCGUGUCCUCCUUCACCAUAAAUCCACUUUUUCUGUUCCUGUUUUAGCUUUUAUUGCACAAGAGAGAACCAGCAAAAUAAAGGUGAUUUUAAAGCUCCUUAAUAUUUAAUGUUUGUGCAAAACUGAGACUAUUUCAUUAUGGACUUUUUAAACUUUUGAAACCACCAGCAGGGGGCAGGUGUGACCUUUUCAGACACAAAUAUUCACAUGAGUUUAAUGUUGUUAGUUUGUCAGAAAGCAUGACUCUCACGUAAAAUGUCAGAGGCAGCACUUUGUCCACAAGGGGGCGGCAAAACAUCACAUAAAGAAAAUCCCUCACAGUAAAAUAAGAUUAAAACAAACAAGAUAAAAAAUGAAAUCUUCAGUCUGAACAUAAAUGUGAUUCUUUCCUCGUUCUGCAGGAGAACUCUAAAACUCAGAAACAGUCGGUGUGUGAGCAGUUCGAUCAGGUGUUGUCCAUCCUGGACGAGAGACGAAAGGUCAGAUCUGAUUUUUUUAUUACAAACAUGUUUUUAUGUCUUAAAGAGAAAAACAGAAACUGCAGGAAUGUUUGCAGUGAAACCAGAACAAGUCGCAGUUUUGAACAGGUUACAAGAAUCAGGAUUGAUUUUUUUUCUUUUAUAUUAAACAUCCAAUAAAAUAUUUGUCAUGUUCAGUUUGGUCAGAGUUGUUUUUUUAUAACACGUCAGGUAUUAGAAAUAAAAAUCAGUUUCAGUCGGAUUGAUUGAUUGAUUGAUUGAUUGAUUGAUUGAUUGAUUGAUUGAUUGAUUGAUUGAUUGAUUGAUGGUCUUUGUUGUACGUUCAUCUUCGUUGUUUCGUUGUUUAACCGAAGGCGAUGACGGAGCGAAUCACCUCGGAGCAGGAGGAGAAAACAGGCCACGCCCAGGCGUUGAUACGUUGCUAUGGAGACAGCAUGGAGGCCAAUAAGGAGCUGGUGGAGAGAGCGGUGAGCAGCAUGGAGGAGCCGGACCUGGCUGCUUUUGUUCAGGUGUGUCAAUAAACCAGAUUAUAAACCAGAUUACAGAUUAUUAUUUUUCUUUCUGAGUCGUUAUGAAUUUAAAUGAAAAGUUAAAUAAAAUAUUUCUGCAUUUUUCUCACUUUCUUUCUCCUCAGAGUUCAAGAGAGCUCAUAACAAAGUGAGUUUAUCUGCUGAAUGUUACAGUUUUAUUUACACACGUGAUAUAGUUUUCAGUUUAAUAAUCACAAUCUCCUGUUUUUCCAUCCUCACCUCUGUUCCUCAGGGUGAUGGCAGCUGCUGGUUUCUGUCCUGCAGAGACUCUGAAACCCGGUUAUGAGAGUUUGAGUCAUUACAGCUUUAACUUUAGCAGACAGGAGCGAGCUCUGAGGGGCAUCGACUUCCCUAAAGGUGAGAAAACAAAGAGUUAAUAAGAUCAGAGAAGACUGGAAAAAAGACAAAGACGAUAACUUUCAUUAAACCCUGUUUUAAUUGUUUUUUUUUUUGGUCUGUCUGCAGCUGUGGAAGACGUUCCUGAAGAACCAGCUCCAGAAGACACCAAACCAAUCUUAAUCCAGAACGCAGAACCGAAACAUCCUCGUGAGACCCCGAUCCAGAACCUGGAGGAUCCGCAGAGGGACUCUGCAGAGGAGCUCACAGGAGCAGUUCUGCAGACAGAGACCCACAGACCGGACGAUGGAGGUUCAGGCGUGAUGAUGAACAAAAAGGAGGAGGAGGAAGAGAAGGAAAAGGAGGAGGCGGAGAAAAGAUGUGCGGCUCCUGAGCCGGUGAAAGAGGAGGGGAUGACCACGCUCCAGGUACAGACACCUUCAGAAACUCUCUUUCCUCCACAUGUUUGAGUGUUUUUAUCCUUUUAGUUAAACAUCAUAUUUAUUUGACAUAAUAUCCCUUUUAGUGUUUAAAUUAUUUGAAAACGAUGAAAAUCGUCUCUUUCAACAUUGAACACAUCGUCACAACUUCAAGGAUGUAGAGUAUAAAUGAUUUUAACACAUGAAAUCAAACAGGUAGUUAGCAGGUAUUUGUCCAGAUCAACAAAACUGAGAGCUGUGCACGAUUUCUACAUCUCUGCAAAUUAAUUCAGGGUGAUUUAAAAUGAUGAGAAACUCUGCAACAUGAAAAGAAAUCUAGUAUGUUUUAUGUUUUGGUGCACAAGAGGUUAUGCUUCGAAAUGCAAAGCUGUCUAACUGUCUUCCUUCACAUGUCAGUGUGAUGGAGGAGAGGCAGAAAGUGGUGAUUUGACAGCACAGAGUCAGACAGUGGAGGAGGAACCAAAGCAGGAGAUAUCCUCACCUCAACCAGCUGGAGAUUCACCUCCAGAGUCCAAACCUCAGACUCCACAAAGAGUGGAUUUUUGGAUCCAGGAGUGGAGCACAUAUUAUCUAGACCUGCCUCCACCGAGAAGUCAGGAAAUUCAGGGAGAUGCAGAAGAGGAGGAGGACGUUCAGGGGCGAGGGUGCCCGCCUGGAGCUGUGGAUGAAAGUUUGAGCCUGACAGAGGAGAUCUGUGAUCCUGGCCUUAAAACCAUCCUAGCAGAAGGGACACAGUCUGAGGAUGCAGAGGAGAAAAAGCACCUUAAAGAGGAAGGUCCAAAAUGUGCUCCUGGUUUGAAAGAGAUUGGUGAUCUUAAAGCUGAAAUCACGGAUGAAGAGCUGCAAAAAGAAACCAAAACACCAAAGAGUGACUCUGCAGCACGGACCGAUGAAGUUCUAAUGAGGAAAGAUGGCUCCAAACCUCAAAACGACAGCCUGAAGCCUGAGCGCUCAGGUUUUCCAGAAAAGAAGGAGGUGGAUGCAGAAAACACCAAAUCUGAAGACUUAAAAUCAAAGUACUCUGACUCCCUCCAGGUCAGUGCCGUCGAGUCGUACCUCCAACACCAUCUCCAUCCAGGCUUUCGCGCUCUCCGCUGAUGUGGCCGUAAAGUGUCCUCUUCUCCUUUUUGUGUUGCUGCUGUUUUGUCAACAUGGCUUAAACUGCUUCAUCACUCUCUCACCGCGGCCUCUGUGUCACUGUCAGGACGGACAAGAAAGUCAGGAUAGGACAGAAAAAAACAAACGACAGGCGUGUUUUAGGGCUACCGUAGAUUUCUGCAGCUGUAACAGACACAAGGUCACAAGUUUAAAAAAGUUCAUUUAUUAGGAGGUUCAAAGAUUUUCUACUUUCACAUUAAAAAUCAGUUUUAUUAUCACUUCUUAUCUUAUAUUAUCCUACUGUAUUAAUUGUAUCGUACCUUAUCCUUUUGAUAGUAUCCAAAAGCUCUGUUUUAGAAAAAAACUAAUUAGAUUAGAUUAAACAUAAUUCUGAUGAUUUCUCUCUGAUUAAUGCUGGAAAAGAAGAAAUAAAAGUGAAAUACUCAAGAGGACAAACCUCCAAACUGCAGGAGAUAAUCACUUGCUUGCAUUAAUUAACACUCUUCUUUUUUUUUUUGCUCUUAUAAAAAUCUGUUUUUUUCCCUCUUCUUUUUUAAUCCUCUCCAUCUUGCCCUCUUGUCUCCUCACUGAUUAUACUGUGUUUAAUAUCAUCUUCAUCCCCCUCUUUCUCUCUUCUUCCCCUCCUCCUCCUCGCCUCUCUUUCUCCAGGCGAUCACUCUGCUCUUCUACCUGCUCGCCUUCCUGGUCAUCCUGCAGAGGGUUUGGGCUUACAUCGGCUGCUUCAUCUGCAUAUAGAGACCGACAGGAGACGGAUCGAUCCUCACUGCUGCACGGCUCAGGUACUCACACUUAAUGACACCUGUGACAGUAUAAGAGACAAACAAAACCCUGUUAAUUAAAAGCUUGUCCAAAUAAAAGACUGUUAACAAUAAUGUUGUGACGAUACAAUAUUGUUGCCCCAAAAACCUCCCACCUCUGAUCACCUGAUGUCAAUUAAAAAUCGACAGAAAAACUGUUAUAAGAUGAAAAUGUUCAUGUCCACUUCAGGCUUCCAUACAAGAGAAUUUAAUGCAUUUAAAGCAGAAAUCCUUUUUAUUAAAGCCUUCAGCUCAGAGUGUUUCCCAGAGGAUGAUUUUUCAUGUUUUAAUCGGAUCAGUCAGUGUCACAGUCUUUUUAACCUUUAAUUUUUUAUCUUUUAUUACUCCAGAUGGAGACGAGAACAUCCCUCCUUCCUCAUCCUCCUCCUCCUCCUUCACUUCUCAUCGACUCCUACUAAAACAGGGAGAGGAGAGAGAGAGAGAGAAGGAGAGAGAGAGAGAGAGCCUUCGGACAUGAGAUUUGAGGCUUCAGAGCUGCUCGGAGACUGAAAACAAACUCAUACCUGGAUGAAACUUCAGACUUACAGAUGUUGUUUUAUUUUCAUCGUCUGGUUUGUUUCUGGAUGUUAAUUCAGGUAAAAAUGGUGCCUGUCUGUUUGUUAUUCGUGGGAAAAGAAGGAGCAGAUCUGAGCGGGGCCUGUGUGUGUAAAAGGAAAUAAAUGUUAGUCUGCUGGGGUUUUAUUAAAAGACAGAAAUCUGAUGGAAAAAGAAGACUGUUGCUCCUCAAAGAUCUUUUGUCUUUUUUUUUAUUGCAGUGUUUGUUUAGUGUUGAUCCUCCCCUCCCACCUUUAUUUUUCAGCCUUUAAAGACUUGAUCAGUAUUUUUAUACUUUAUCUUCUCUGAUUUAAAAUAACAGCAUGAACUCUGUCAAUGUUGUCGCUGAUGGUCAUGUUUGUUUUUCAAUAUCAUUAGUUGUUUUUGUGACGUCGUUUGACCACGCCGGAAAAGGAAUUCUCGGAAAACAAGCUGUUAACAGAAUUCUCAAACAUCACUUCCUGUUUGAGGACACGCCUUAAAAAUAAAAGCUCUACAA
Messenger RNA from Xyrichtys novacula (pearly razorfish), 9915 nucleotides. The record is from the annotation of a GenBank genome assembly. Lineage: Eukaryota; Metazoa; Chordata; Actinopteri; Labriformes; Labridae.